AGCGGCUGUUAUUGCUGUGCUCUGUAACUGACGAUUGUACCGGUUCUACAGGAACAAACAGAAGCGGAUGGAGAGGAUUUACACACUACACGGACGUGAGUGCGGUAGAAGAUGAGUUCUCAGCAGUACCAGAGAGCAGGACUGAACCCCGCACAAGCGCCGAAUUCAGCCUCGGUCCAAGCCAAGCAGAACAGCACGGGAGGACACGAUGAUGCCAAGCGGGACGUGAACCUGGCUCCCUUUUCCAGCACCGCGCUUCCUCUGAGAGACGAUAAACAGGAGCCGGUGGUGGUGAGGCCGUACGGGGCGCCGUCGUCCAUACCUCACUCACUCACCCAGCACCUCCCCGUCACCUUCACAGAGGGACAUGGCAAGGUGCAGUCUGCCCUGAAGGCUUCCAUCCCGAGCCGAGUGAUCGCCCCGGCCCCGGCCCUCACCCUGCCACACAAAGGUCCCGGGCACCUCGAGGGCACCAUGCCUCAGGCAGCUGCCAUCCCUGUCGCGACCAUCAGCGGGCAGCAGGGUCACGCUGGAAAUCUGCACCGUAUUAUGGCCACCAACGUGCAGAUAAUCCGCCAAGGGACGCCCACCCUACAGUUCGGCUCCUCGGCCGCUCCGCAGCAUCAGUUCCCCUCGCAUUUACCCAGAGGAGCCGCGGCAGCCGCCGUCAUGUCCAGUUCCAAAGGAGCGACGGUGCUGAGGCCGGCGUCCAACCCGAACCCCGGAGCAGGACAGCCGACGGUCCAGCACAUCAUCCAUCAGCCCAUACAGUCACGCCCCAUAGUGACCACCUCUACGGCGGUGUUGCCCACAGUAGUAGCGCCGGUCACGGCCACCAGGCCUCAGUCUCCUGUCAUCAACACGGUGACGGCUCACUCGGGAGAGCUGGCGCACGGGCGCUCAGCUCUCACCAUUCACCCACCCCCCGCCACCCUGAGUAUCCAGCGCCCCGCUUCGGCCCGGGACAUGCACACGCGGAUCACCCUCCCGACGCACCCGGCCAUGGGUGCUCAGAAGGCGCUCCCACACUCGAUGCCGCAGAAACCGAUCUUCAGCUCUGUGACGCCCGUGGCGGCAGCGACAGUGGCUCCUAUCCUGGCCACCAACACGGCUCCGUCCACCACGACAACCGGCGGCAAUAUAGUUACGGUGCCGAUGGCCUCGCAUUCCACACACGCCACCACGGUCACCACCUCCACCAUCCCUGUCGCCAAGGUGGUACCGCAGCCCAUCACACACACCUCCACCCGCAUCCAGCCCGAGUUUGCUGGGGUCCCGACCCUCCGCUCGUCCCCGAAUCCUGCCGCCAUGGACAACCGCAGUGACAACAGGCCGUCUGUUCCCGUGCAGUUUCAAUAUUUUCUGCCCACCUAUCAACCAGCUUCUUACCCGAUGACCUACACCCCGAUCACCAGCUCCGUGUCCACCAUUCGACCCUAUCCAGUGACGGCCCAGCCUCCUAGCGCAGCUCAGCCCAGUGUGGGCAUGGCCUCUGCCGUCCAUCUGAACUCCAUGCAGCUCAUGACGGUGGAUCGCAUCGCCCAGAUCAACACCCAGAACAUGCAGCCGGCGGCCGUGGCCGCGCAGGGCGGCCAGAACGCGACCAUCACGGCCCAGGGGCUUCACGGCGGCUCCACGAUCACGCCCCAGGGCAUCCAGGCUGCUUCCAUCAACCCCCAUCAAAUCGCCAACGAGGCCAAGACCUCAGUGGUGCUGGCCGACGGCUCCGCCCUGGUCGGCAACUCCAUCGGCAACACCUUCAACAGCAGCCAGCCCAUCACCGCGGUGACCCAGACUCACCCCCAGGGGGCCGGAUCGGGGACGUCGACGCUCGUCUCGUCCCCUCGGCCCAGCAUCCUCCGCAAAAAGCCGGCCACCGACGGCUCCGCCGUGAGGAAAAACCUGAUGACGGCUACUCAGCUCGGCGACUCGGCCAGGAUGGACGUGGGCAUGAGGAGCGCCGCAGGAUCCCCUCGACCCGCAGGACUCAAGCCCAAAUCGGAGGUCCUGGUGGCUCUGGGUCCUCCUGUACCCGCCGGCGUGGACGCCCUUCCCAGCCAGAGCGUGGAGCAACUGCUGCAGAACGCCGCUCCAGGUUCUUCCCAGAUCCCCGCCCAGGCCGCGUCCUCCCACCUGACCUCGGGCGCUCCGCCGUCUCAGCCGGCCGCCGCCGCCAUGGCCGUGACUCCGUCCGUCAUGUCCACGGCCAACGUGAUCGCCCCGCCCGCUCACCCGGCGGCCGGUGGCGCCGCCGCCUGUGCCGUUAGCUCCACCCUUCCGGACCUUCACGCUAAGCAGGAGGAGGAGCCUGUGGACAUCUCAAAAGCAGCGGGUGCGGCGCCCCCUACCGGCGCCUCCGCUCUCGCCGUCACGCCUUCGGAUCUCCCGCCGGGCGCCUCCCCCAGGAAGAAGCCCAGGAAGCAGCAGCAUGUGAUCUCCACCGAGGAGAGCGAGAUGAUGGAGACCAACAGCACAGACGAGGAGAAGCCGCCCAUCAAAGCUCUCGGCCAUCGCCCCGAAAAGCGCAAAUCGCCUCCUAAGGAGUACAUCGAUGAGGAGGGGGUGCGCUACGUCCCGAUGAAAAUCCGCCCCCCUAUCACGCUCCUGCGUCAGUACCGGAACCCCUGGAAAGCUGCUUAUCAUCACUUCCAGAGACACAGCGACGUCCGGGUCAAAGAUGAGAAGAAGGGCACGUUGCAGGAUGUGGCCAAUCAGAAGGGGGCGCUGUGUCGAGCUCAGGGCUGGAAGGUCCACCUGUGUGCCGCCCAGCUGCUUCAGCUGACCAACCUGGAACACGACGUCUACAGCCGUCUGAACAACCUCCAGGAGGGUCUGGCGCCCAAGAAGAAAGGCGCGGCCGAGGAAGAUCUGCACCGCAUCAGCGAGCUCAUACAGGGUAACAUGCAGCGCUGUAAGCUGGUGAUGGACCAGAUUUCGGAGGCCCGCGAGGCCAUGCUGAAGGUCCUGGAUCACAGAGAACGAGUCCUCAAACUCCUCAGCAAGAACUGCAGCACCAAGAAGCUCCACAAGCUCAAGCGCAAGGACCGGGCGUGACCCCGCCCCGGCGGCGCAUCCGGACCCAUCGGCAAAACACAACAGGAACACAUUAAUUAAGGAGAGGGGGGAAGCUGGGGCGCACGUACACCCCCUUCCCUAAAUAUCCGUCUCCACUACAGGACACACACACCAGAGAGUCGGUGCGGCACAUCGGGACCCAAAAAUGGGUGCGAGGGAGAGCUGGGGGGGACGGACCGUGAUGUGUGGCGUGAAAAUUUGUCUUUGUGAUGUUUGUCUCCCUAAUUUAGGACGUGUUUAGCUAUUUGGUGACCAUAGUAACGUUAAAUAAUUAAAUAAUCACUGAGCAUCGUUCGUUUGCAUUUUGCUCCACGACCGUCUCAUUAAGCCGGCGUUUUAAUUAGGAGCGAUGGGGCAUUCAAUCAUGUUCAGUACGGGCUUUAUCCUGGUAGGGGUCGCUGUGGGUACAGAGCCUGUCCACACACACACACACACACACACACAGAUGCUUAACAAACUAAAGCAAUCACACCAAGAUCAAUGUAGAAUGUUUAUAUGUGAAACUAACAUUCAUUCUAGUUAAAAUAUUAAUUUUGAUCAGGCUAAAUUACACCGAUCAGGCAUACAAUUACUGACUGUAGUCCAUCUGUUUCUCUGCAUGCUUUGUUACCCCCUAUCAUGCUGUUCUUCAAUGGUCAGGACCCCCACAGAGCAGGUAUUAUUUAGGUGGUGGAUGAUUCUCAGCACUGCAGUGACACUGACAUGGUGGUGGUGUGUUAGUGUGUGUUGUGCUGGUAUGAGUGGAUCAGACACAGCAGCGCUGCUGGAGUUUUUAAACACCUCACUGUCACUGCUGGACUGAGAAUCGUCCACCAACCCAAAAUACCCAGCCAACAGCGCCCCGUGGGCAGCGUCCUGCGACCACUGAUGAAGGUCUAGAAGAUGACCGACUCAAACAGCAGCAAUAGUUGAGCGAUCGUCUCUGACUUUACAUCUACAAGGUGGACCGACUAGGUAGGAGUGUCUAAUAGAGUGGACAGUGAGUGGUGGUUGGCUGCACAGAUGGGUCAGCCUUCUCUAAUGGCGACUGUCUCGUGUCACAUGGGUCGCCUGGGUCAGUUUUUCCCUGUUCACAAGAGUGAAUCUUCAUAAAAGCCAGACCAGACAUGCAGAUAAUAGCGCUCGUGUAGACAUUUCCUCCGAUAACAUGGAUGUGAAGCGCCGGGGCGAGAUGGUAAAACUGGUAAUGACGGGUGCUCUGGUGGAGCAGUGGUGUAACAUGUCUACACGACCUGGCUGGGCGUCCACACUAACCCAAUCAGCCGUGUUUGAGGAAGGGAAGGUCGGACCAGGUCUCUACCUACUGCGCCUGUGCGAGGGUGGGGUGUCCUAAGCGUGACCCUCUGUACAUGAUGAACCUGACACUGGCAGGUGAUAAGAAGCGGCGCAGAUGUCCGAGGGGGUGUGUGGUGAUCCGACUCUCCUCGAUCAGAUCAGAUCGGGGGUUCGCAGUCUGGAAUUGGAAAUGACUAAAUACGAAGAAAAAAACAAACAUAUAAUGACUGAAGAGGGGGGGGUGUACUGAUCUGUCAUGUAUUAGAUAGAGAAUGAUGUGGAUUGGGACACCAAAAAAACAAUAUAAAACCAUUUUUUUUAUAUUCUGACCGACACUGAGGGUGGAAAAUAAACGGUUGAUUGAUGGCUGAUGGGGUGAAUCUCCGCCUCUGAUUGGCUGAUGCUUGAUGACCGGGUGUGGCCGUUUCUGAGCGACGUCGGAUGCUGAACACUGAGCUUUAUUUCAUCGUUUCUGUUUAUUUUGUUUGUUUUUGUCGUCGUCGUCAUCGUGUUUGGAAGUGUCGUGACGCAUCACGUGAGCAGAACGUCUCCGAGGACGUGACCUUAAUCGUCUCUGCCUUAGCUUAGCCUAGCUAGUGUUUGAAUCAUAGACGAGAUGUUGAAUAUAUUAUAUUUAGGAUAAUCAGUACUGUACGUAUGAGUGGAUUUAUCGGUGCAUGUGAGUCUGUACGCAGCACGGUGGGUGCAGAAUAUAUACGGCCGCGUUUCAGACCUGAUUUAUUGUUAUUAUUUUGCAUUAAACUGCCUAAACUCA
This is a messenger RNA of Trichomycterus rosablanca, 5125 nucleotides long. It is a transcript of the gene sap130b, whose product is annotated as Sin3A-associated protein b. Gene Ontology annotation, cellular component: Sin3-type complex. The transcript is spliced from 20 exons. Gene Ontology annotation, biological process: negative regulation of transcription by RNA polymerase II. Bases 112 to 3054 code for a protein of 980 amino acids. The record is from RefSeq and is a predicted model, not a curated record. Lineage: Eukaryota; Metazoa; Chordata; Actinopteri; Siluriformes; Trichomycteridae.